AUGUCUUGCGGACACCAUGGUGAAGCUCAUGUGGGAGGGACUCCACAAGGUAGAUUUGCUGACAAAACCAAAUACACGUAUGCUGGAAAGCUGGUGAGCGAAAGCCAACCUGGACCACCGUUCACGGUCCAUACAAGCACUCUGUUCGACCCAAUGCGCAAAAAAUAUCGAGAAAAUGUUUCAGUAGAGAUAGAUCCUUCCUCAGGAUUGGUCAUUAGAUGCUACCAACGGACGUCUGAACCUCAAAUUGGCGCCUCAGAUGUGGAUUUAAGAGGCAAGUUCGUGAUCCCAGGUCUGGUGGACGCACACACCCAUAUCUUUUUGCACGCUUACGACGAAAGAACCAGCGUUGAACAAAAACGUGACGAGUCUGUGGCUGAAAGAAUAAUCCGUUCCUCCAAUCAUUGUCGGACAGCUUUGCUAAGCGGAUACACGACGUAUCGCGAUUUGGGUUCCGAAGCCAUGUACGAUCUAGACGCAAACGUCAGGGAUACAAUCAAUCGGGGAAUCAUGCCUGGACCAAGACUCUACGUUGCCACAAAAGUGAUAUCAUCAUCUUCUGGUUAUGCUGCACGCUAUGAGAAUGCAAUGGGCGGAGUUCAGUACCCGUCGUUGGCAGAUUAUUGUGAUGGUGAGACCGAGAUCCGCAAGGCAGUACGCAAUCGUAUUGGGGCUGGAGCAGAUGUCAUCAAGUUCUAUGCGGAUUACCGCCGGAGGAUCAUGAGGUAUCCACCGGCGCAGCAGCAUCCGUAUGUUGGUUCUGUGAGAUUUCCUCCAGUCACCGCGAACCCCGAAGUGGUUGCCUUCACCCAGAAGGAAAUGGACACCAUAGUGGAGGAAGCCAGAAUGGCUGGAUGCGCAGUAGCAGCCCAUUGUGGCAGCAACGAGAGCGCUUCCAUGGCAGUCAAAGCUGGGGCAACCUCCAUAGAACAUGCUUAUUGGGCGGAUGAAGAGACAUUGAACAAAAUGGCAGAGUCAAACAUAAUUUAUGUUCCAACACUUUACGCUUGCGAGCUCUUCUUCCAGGAUAAGAUGGAGUCCAUUCUGCAGAAGACACGCAAGGCCUAUGAUAUGGGAGUCACAAUGGCCUGUGGAGGUGAUACUGGAACGUAUCCUCAUGGUGAUAAUGUUCACGAAAUGGAGUUGAUGGCAGCAGCAGGAGUUCCCACAUCGGAGGUUUUGAGGGCUGGAACGUACCAUGGAUGGCUUGCUUGUGGUGGUGAUCUUAUUGGAAAGCGGUUUGGCUGGAUUGAGGCUGGAACAUGCGCGGAUAUGGUAGCACUUGAUCGGGAUCCACUGGAGGAUAUUGGCAAUUUGAGGGGACCAAGUUUUGUGAUGAAGGAUGGUGAAAUCUACAAGGUUGACGGUGAACCUGUGAUGGACAAGUUCUUCUAA
This is a messenger RNA of Kuraishia capsulata CBS 1993, 1395 nucleotides long. RefSeq lists its product as uncharacterized. NCBI's taxonomy places the organism in Eukaryota, Fungi, Ascomycota, Pichiomycetes, Pichiales, Pichiaceae. Gene Ontology annotation, molecular function: hydrolase activity, acting on carbon-nitrogen (but not peptide) bonds. The transcript has a single exon. Bases 1 to 1395 code for a protein of 464 amino acids. The record is from RefSeq and is a predicted model, not a curated record.